Messenger RNA from Linnemannia hyalina, 2208 nucleotides. The record is from the annotation of a GenBank genome assembly. NCBI's taxonomy places the organism in Eukaryota, Fungi, Mortierellomycota, Mortierellomycetes, Mortierellales, Mortierellaceae.
AUGCAUUUUAUUCAUCUGGCAAAAGCUUCCACCUUGGCGAUCAUCCUCUUCCCUCUGAUCGCCAUCUCUCAUGAACGCUGCGGGGUCUCAACCAUUGUUUCUGCAGCACCAACCAAUUUGAAAGCAGGAUCAUGGAUCAACAAACGCCUGCAUGUGUCAAGGGCACCUAGAGCUGAAACCAUCGAUGGCGCCCAUAUUCUGCUCAAGAACGAUGUCGAUACCUCGACACCUCGGUAUUCGUUUUUGCUGUUGUCUAAACCACGGAACUAUUAUGAGGCUGCCGAUGCCUGCGAGUUUAUGUCUGACAGCGCAUUUCUCUAUGUUCCUGAUUCACCAGCUGCAAAGGAACUAAACGAGCUGUUGAAGAACAACCCAACUGCACAGCCAGAAGUAGCAGCCUCCACCAACUUUUGGGUCCUCAGCACCUUACCUAGUGUCGGAUGCAGGUCGCUGAGCAAGAACACCGAAAAGACAGAAUCCUCGCCCUGUAUCACAAAGCUUCCCGUUAUAUGUGUCAACACCGCUCCACGACGCACCCUCGCUGUCCAAGAUAUCACCCGCCAAAUCUCUGUCAAGACAGCUAUCGGGACCAUCCAAGGAUUCCGUGACCAAAACUCGUUCAGGUUCCUGGGUAUUCACUACGGAGAGGCACCCGUGGGUAACUUGCGGUUCGCGGCACCGGUUGCUAAGGCACCCUUUACGUCGACUCUGGAUGCGACUGCGUUUGGAUAUGUUUGUCCCCAACCGGCGUUUGCUAUUCCCACUGCGGGUUCGCUGAACAACGGUGCUGAGGCGGAUGAGGAUUGUUUGAACCUUAAUGUCUUCACGCCCAGUCUCAAGAGCAAGACGCAGAAUGGGUUGCCAGUCAUGGUCUACAUCCAUGGUGGUGGAUACACCUCAUUCGCGGGAUCGACGGUCUUGUUCGAGCCUGGCAAUCUCGUCUCUCGAGGAGGCGUGGUAGUCGUGACGAUUAACUACCGUCUGGGUCUGCUGGGAUUCACCGAGAGCCCAGACUUCCCUCGCACGGACGUCCCUGGAAACCAAGCCAUUCACGACACGAUCAUGGCUCUCCGCUGGGUGAAAGACCAUAUUGCUAACUUCGGAGGUGACCCUAGUCGGGUCACUGUCUUUGGAGAGUCUGCUGGUGCCGUGACCAUCCGAGCCCUUUUGUCUGCUUCCUCUUCUUGGGACCUGUACAGCAACGUCAUUGGCCAGAGCGAUCCUAUCGACAUACCUUUCAAGUCCCCGAAGGACGCAGCUGAGCUCUCGACCUACUUUUUUGAGGCUUUGAAUUGCGGAACCACGGAUAUUGCUUGCGCCCGGUCAAAGCCCAUCGCCCAGGUCUUGAUAGCCCAGGGUCUGGCAAACGACAAGAUGUUGGCGGCACAGAACUGGACCACCAACUGCUUGGUUGAACGACCUACCAUCGACGGCACCUUGAUCCCAGCUGAGUUUAGCGACCUUGUCAAGAGGGGCCACUUCAACUCAAAAGCGAACAUCAUGUGGGGUACCACCAGGGACGAAGCCGGUCGGUUCUUGGAAGCGUACAUACCGGUCCCUUAUCCUGCAAACUCAAGCAACUACCAAACAGUCUUCCAGGGCCUCUUAGGACAGCAACGCCAAGAAAGGCUCAUCCAGAGUGGACUCAUCGAAAAGUACGGUCUCAACUCGGACUCUCAGGAACUGAUGAACUACUUUUAUACGUCGUUUUACUUCUACUGUCCACUCCAGUACAUCAGUCGUCAAAUCGCCGCCCAAUCAACCACACCUCACAUCUACAACUUCCAGUUCAACCGAGGCCGCGGCAUCCCUAUCGUCGACUCUGGCACCCGAUUCUGUGCUUCCGACAAGCAUAUCUGCCACGCAAAGGAUAUCAUCCCCGUCUUUGGUAGCGGUGCCAUCGCACCAUCCACCUUCCAGACUGGAGAAGACGCCCGCUUCGCCCGCCAGAUUAUCGAUCGUUGGACUACAUUCGCCAAGACUGGUAAUCCGAACCCCUCUCCAGAUUUAGUCGGUGUCGAGAACACCAACCCGGAUGUGACGAGUAUUCAAUGGACGCCAUAUCAUGCACAGAACCCGGUUCUAGAGCUUGAUUUGGAGAGCAAGAUGGUUCUGCAGGGGAUGCAGGAGGUGUGUGGGUUUUUUGAUGAGAAGAUCAAGUAUGAUUUUGAUUGGCGGAAUCCCACUAGUCCACUCUCGCAGUCGUAG